AUGCCCACCGAGGACGACUCAACUCCCGGCAUCAUCGCCCCUGGGCCGGAGCUACGGGCCAAAAUUGAGAAGUCUGCUGCGAGCCUCGCGAAGCGCGACAAGCGAAAGGCGGAGGAGAUGAUGGCUAAAGUUCUUGCCAGUCAGAAGCGGGAGGAGUUUCUCUACUUUGAGAUGACCCACGUGUUUUACCCCUUCUUUCUGCAGAAGCUGAACGAGUACCGCGCCCACCCCGAGCUAAUCCCCAACGAUGAGAAGAAGGACCAGGCGCAGGGUAAGUCGGAGACGGCCACCAACGGCAGCGCAGCAGGGGCCGCCUUGACCGUAACGGCGGCAACGACGGUGAAGGCGGGGGGCAUUGUGCGCCGGGAGGGCGGCACGGCAGCACGCCACGACCCAAAACGCGAUGAGGCAUUGCGGCAGGCGGAGAUCGAGGCGCAGCGCUACUUGGAAGACCCGUUUCCAAACCGCUACUCGCUUGACUUGCUCCACGGCACCAUUAACAUGCCGGCGCUGACGCUGAGUUACAUGACCUGUACCGCACAAUACGUCGCCAAGUACGGGGAACGCUUUCUGAAGGACAUCCUUGGCAGGUACCGCAGCAACGCGGCAUUCCGGUUUCUUCUUAGCGAGGAUGUGCGCCACAGCGUCUUUCUGAAACUCGUGGAGUCGUACCGGAUGAUUUUAAAUCACGACCCGGACGAGGUAGAGGACCGGUUAGAGCGCUACCGUUCCGCGCAGGAGAUUCUUGGUACGGUAUGCGAGGAAAAAGUGAAGUAUGCCAAGGCCGCCAUCGCCCGGCGCAAGGCUGCCUUACUCACAGACGAAGAUCUCCGAGACCGGCUUGAGUGGAACAUGUUUACCGUCGUGCAGCAAUUUUCGUUGGGCGACUUAGGCCUAGACGGUCCCAUGCCGCAGUCCGCAGCCGCCCACCGACGGGAACUCCCUGCGAACAGCAACAACGUCACGAGCAGCAGCGCGUUGGGGGAACCACUCUCUUCCACCGCGGCACUGCCGACGACGGAGGCGGCUUCGGGGGGUUCCCUACGGAUGCUGCGGCCCCCGGAAGGCGUUACGGCGCCACCGACGUUCACGCCCACCUUUAUUAGCAGCAGCCUUGUGACCUCCACCGAUCCCACCGCCCCACUCACCCGCCAGAAGAGGGGCUACGAUGAGGUGAGGGGGAGGCACAGUUCGCGGAGCGGGGAAGCAGCCAAUGCCCCACGCGACAGGCACAGCUAUGAAAAGGGGCGGGGAAACAACAUCCCCGCAAACGAAGCCGAGUUUGACCGAAAUACACGGCCGAGGCGCGAGGGGGCAGGGCGGAACGACAAAGCGUACUACUGA
This is a messenger RNA of Trypanosoma rangeli, 1344 nucleotides long. RefSeq names its product putative splicing factor 3 subunit. Gene Ontology annotation, biological process: mRNA cis splicing, via spliceosome; regulation of alternative mRNA splicing, via spliceosome. Gene Ontology annotation, cellular component: catalytic step 2 spliceosome; U2 snRNP; U2-type prespliceosome. Gene Ontology annotation, molecular function: RNA binding. Lineage: Eukaryota; Euglenozoa; Kinetoplastea; Trypanosomatida; Trypanosomatidae. The record is from RefSeq and is a predicted model, not a curated record. The transcript has a single exon. Bases 1 to 1344 code for a protein of 447 amino acids.